UUAGUAUGUUCGUCACUCACAGAUGAUCUUCUGGAAGAGGCUCACGCCUGUGACUCAGCUCAGUAGCCUCUUCUCUACUCGGACGGUGGCUGUGUGUGGCGGAUAAUUAUAUACUUGUUGAUUUUUCCAGUAUUUAUCUAAUUUUGCUUCAAACUUUUCCGCCAUCUCCACAUUCACUACCCACUCAGCAUCUGAAAAUGAACUACAAGGUGAAGGGAAUGGUCAGAUUGGAACUUUUAUUUCACUUUCGAUUUAUAUGGUCAUUUCUGAAUAGCUAAGUAAUCUUUUGACAUUGUUAACUGAGUAAAUAACAGAUAAAGUGAGAUUGUUAAAUAUUUGUACAGUACGGUGCCAUUUUAUAACACUUUACAGUAUUAUGAUGGAAAUUUGUAAAAGAUUUGUUUGAAAGUUUAUUAUUUUUCAAAACCAAAAUGCAAGAUGAAAGAGAGACAGAUCGAAGGCCAAAGACAGCAAGUAGAGUUUAUCCUCCAAGACCAAAGAGACAGCGGUCAUGUGCAGCAAGUCUUGUCACACAACAAGGGUGUGUGUCAGAGGGUGAUGGCAGUUAUGCAAGAGCCCCAACACCGUACAACAUCAAUCUUCCUCCCUGCAACUUGGGGAUCAAUAUCACUAAUGUUUCACAAGCCUUUAUAGGGGACUGUUCCUCUUCACCACUGCAGCCUUCCAUACAGUGCACCGAUGUUGAUACUCCAGUGUUUUUCACUUCUAAAGACUCCAAAUAUUUUGACCAUCUUGAUACAAAAUUAAGAAAUGCUGCAGCACAAACCCUACAUAAAACCACCCGUGCUUCAACCCAGAAUCCCAAAGUAAUAUCAGGUGCAGGAGAUGGCGUUAAAUCCCAUGUUCCUCAGGAUGUUCAGGGGUGUAAAAGAACUUCUAUUUUAAAAUCUCCCAAAUCUCCCAAAUCUCCAAAUUUAUCCAACUCCGGUAGAGACGGUUCCAUUUCUAAUGACACCAGAAAAUCUAACUGCCAGGAGGGUAAUGUAACCAGCUGUGUGCAACAGAAUAAGGUGAAGUUCCCGAAACAAGUAGAAGAUAAUUUUCGAGCUGGCGAACUGAAACGACCUCAGCAUCAAGUUGUUGGGUUUUUGGAGGAUCACGCUGAGUUUGGGUCAGACUGGUUGGAGACCAUGGAGUGGAGGGGGAAAUAUGCUCCCUCUGUACUUGAGUCAACGGUGGAUGGAAGCAUUGUAAAGGGAGCAAAAAGAUCUUAUCGCUCUCGUCUCUGUCCCAACGACGUGGACUUCUUCAUCAACACAACAAUUGAGAAUGGAAGUGACCAAGACCCUCUUAUCUCUUUAGAUGAAUUGGGGCUGAAGACUGAACAACAUAAAUACAAAUGUUCCCUUUGUGAAAUGGUGAGCCGAAGUCGCAGUGAUGUGGAGCUCCAUAUUGCAUCUUGGGAUGACCAUUCAGAAGCUGUUGUUGUGGUGCUAUUGGGUAACCAGGCACGAGGAAGAAGCUGUCCUAUUUGUAAUAUCAGGCUUCAGCGAACUCAUUUGUUUAAGCACAUACGUAACGCUCACAGGUCCUUCUUUCCCCUGCACUGUGGAUACUGUGUGUUUCUCGGCCAGGACUACAACCAACUUCGUCACCACAUUCGAAAUAAACACGGUACCUCAAACUACAACAUCAUCGACAUUCCUCGCCUGCUGGCUGAAAACGACCAACCAGGUCUGGCCAUGAUACCCAUGAUAGAUGAUGAGGGAGGAAGUGGUGAGGAUUAUGAUGAGGAUGACAAACUUCAGACUGGCAGUAUGAUAUGUCCAGUGUGUGGAAGAGGUCUCAAGACACUCGCUAACCUCAAGAAACACAUUAGUCACCACAGCAGAGAAAAGCAACGCUGUGUUCUCUGCCCUUUUACCACAUCUUUACCAGCCCAAAUUAAGAGUCACUAUCAGCGCAGACAUCCCACAGAGAUACCACAAUCGCAAACUGUCUUGCUGGAAAAGAAUGGAAGUAAUGCAUUAGUGGAGGAUGUGAAACCCUAUUUAACAUUGGUUACAGCCAAGUAUGGAGUCCGCCAACCUAAAAAACAAGGAAAAUGGAAGCGUCAGUACAGGUGUCCUCACUGUGACUACACCUGUAACUAUAACUCCUCAUACAACCGUCAUCUACGACUCCAUAAAGGUGACAAGCCGUUUAAAUGUGGUUACUGUGACUUCCAUGCUAGAGAGGUCUAUGUUGUUCGUAACCAUUGUUCAAAAGUUCAUAAGGGUAAGGAAGCUGUUAUCGAAAAUGACAAGGACUUCAAGGCUCCUUAUCGCUAUUCAUCAAGAAAAAAUAAGAAGUGUGAGUGGAUGAGCGGCAAUGAUGAAGGGGAAGAAGAACUCGGCUCCCUCACUACAAGUACUUGUUCUUUGUCUCUACAAUCAAGAGUAAAAUUAGACAAAAAAUUUACUUUAUCACAGGUGGAAGACUUCUCAUCUAGAACGUCCAAUGAUUCAAGAUUUAAUAAAAAGAUAAAGGAAAAUGAAUCCUCAGUUGGAAUUAAUGUACCACCAGCCUUAACAGGAACUGAAAACAGUGUUGGUAUUAAAGCCAGAGAGAAACUUUCAUUGUGUGAGGAUCAAGACAAAAAACAGCGUAGGAAUGAGAUGUCAGGGAAACCCAGUCCUAGAAGUUCACCUAAGAAGAAUUUGAAGCCUAUAGGAGAGCUUCAGAUGACAUGCCCACCUCACAACAUAACAGUAACUGCAGGAGGAUCGUCAUACCAAAUAAGAAAUGUACCAACAGCAAACCGAAAUGAAAAUGUCUUUAUGAGCAAUUUGGAGGAGAUUCCUGAAACUCAUAUCCCCCCAAGAGUUAGUGAUGAGGUUAUGAAAGGAAAAACUGGUGAAACAAUUAACUUUGGAUCUUCACUAAAUACAUUUUGUUAUGAAGAGCAGAGUGAUCAGCAGCUACACAGAGGUGAAGCACAGAUAUUCAAACAAACACCUUUAUUUCAAGGCAACUUACCUGUUAAACUUAAAACUUUUAAGCUCAGCCAAGAAACUCAGUUAGGAAUUAUGAAAACAAAGACUGUUUUAAGAGAUAACAAAAUACAAACUUGUGACAAGGAAGUAAGAUUACAACCGGAGAGUAAUAUAUUGACUUCUUAUCACUGUAAGAGUGAAGACACACGCUGCAGUGUUAAUCUCAGUGUAUCUGAAAUUAGUGAUAUAAGUGAGAAGACUGUUAUUAUUGAUUUAUUUGCUACAGAUGGAGACAAUUUGAGAUUAGAGAAAAUUACACAUUGCUCAGUGUCUAAUGAAGUAGAAGAGUCUGCACAGAAGUAUUCUGAUAGCAACAAACAAAAUUCAUCACAUUCUAUGACCACCAGUUGUAUGUCUGCAGGGUUAUUAAAAAGUGGUAGUGAUGCGGUUAAGGCAGCCAAGUGUUCCAAGAUAAAAAACAUAUCUGAGAAAUCUUCAAAGGUUGAUGAGUGUGGAAAUCAAACAAAUCAUCAUCAGACUGCAUCACUGGUAACUGUCCCCACUGAGGGAUUAGAGAAUAAUCUUUAUACUCAUAUUGCCUUUCUCACAGACUCACGUGUACAGCGCCUCAGUAACCACAUCUCUGCCACACCGGGAGUUAUGACACGUGACCUUCUUGGUCUGGACUACAGCAAUAAUGAUUAUUUUUGUUCGGAAAAAGUUAGGCUCAUGAUGAAAGAGAAGAAAGGUGGGCGAGUAAAGUGCCGUGAAUGUGGUACAACUACAACAUAUCGAGCAUUUUAUAAGCAUGCAAAAAAGCAUUUCAAUAUCAAGCCUUUUCAGUGUGGAUACUGUUCAUAUAGGUCCAUUGAAAAGAGUAAAAUACGAGUUCAUAAUACUUUUUGUCAUCCUAGCAGCCCGUGUAUGAUACUGAAGCUCUCACCAGAGAAUGCUGCUGUUAAUUUAAGUAACAAGAAUGACAGCACAGUACCAGAAACUGAAGGUGAAAAGGACAAUAGUUUUCAGUCUUUAGGCAGUGAAUCUAUUGGUUUAAGUACAGCUAGUAAUUCACAGACUUCAAUAACAAACACAUCAACAUUUUCAAGCAACAGUACCAUGGAGAAACUGAGUUCAUCUAUAAAGAAGCCAAAGACACCCAUAUAUAACCCAACCACUUCUGCUAGUAGUUCAUCUGAGGUUAUGGUCAGCUCACUGCAGAGGCAGUCACCCUUCCAGUGUCCAAUUUGCCUCAAGAUUUUGCAGAAGCAUACCUCAACUAUACGAAGACACCUCUACAGUCACUAUGGAUAUAAACCUUACAAAUGUGGUUACUGUAACUUCACUGGUAUUGGGCAAAGUGAGGUACGAGCACAUCACGUCACACACGGGUUUACUACUGUACCUAAAGUUGAGCCCUCGGGUAUCCCCAUACCACCGGGCCUCACUCCAUAUAUCAGUGAUUUACUGAGCCACCACCGGGUAGGAAGGCCUCCUCACAAGAAAAAAGGACAGCAGUGUCAGCAGAAUUCAGCAUUACAUCUUAAAGAAGCCUCAAGUGGAGGACAUGAUCUUGUAUGGACAGACUCUGAAGCUGUUUCCAAGGAAGACCUAACAACAUUAUAUUUGACUCAGCAGGAAAUAGUGUCUUGUAGUCAACAGGGUGGACUGGAGUCCCUUAGUGUAGAGACGUGCCCCAUGCCACAAUCUUUACAGUCUGAAGACUUAACUUCAGAAGCUGCCUAUGCCGUGCAAGUUCUCGAGUCUGGCCAGGACUCCAGUUCUCCAGGUACUCUGCCGUCUCAGUUGGAUCUUAGUGUUGUAGCAGAUUCACAUUCUGAUUUGAAUUCAGAUUCAGUUUGUGUAGUGUAUUUGGUUGAAUGAAAAUAUAAUUAAAAUAUAAUGGUUUUGCAAGCUCUAUACUAACUUACAUCAAAUUGGGUAAGAAAGGUUUAUGUGCCAAAGAAUGUGAUCAUAUCUUUAUCCCAAUUUUUUGGAAAGAUAUACUGUGCAGUAAUUUGUUAAUAUAUUGUGAUACCAUCAAUCCACAUCUCCACUCAUCUUUCAAUGACAUUCCUUGUACUGUACAUCAUUAGUACAGAACUAUACUACGAUAUAUGACAAUUAAAAAUACAGAGUAAUUUCCUUAUAUGUAAUUUUCCACAUAUUACAUGAUAGUAAAUGAGAAAAAAUUGGAUUAUCAGGCAACUGGCUGGGUGACUAUGUUUGUGUGAGCGAUGAGUCAUUUAUCUUCAUGUGAGUGAGGAGUAAGUUAUACUGUAUGGAGAUUGCAGAUUAGUAUCUUACUGAAAGGUUACAGUAUUUGUAGACUUAAUAACAUCAUGAAUGUUUGGGAAUAAUGAAAUAAGUAAGUAAACUGGUAGGUCAUAAAACUAGGAGAGCGACUAUUUGUGCCUGACCAGGGAUAAUUAUCUAAACCUAACCAGGACUCAUUGCUCUCACAAACAGUAAAACUAACUUCCAUUAUAAGUUCUAAACCACAGGACUAAUGUUCAAUAUUUCACCAAGAUUAUGACGGAACAAUAGUCUGUCACAGUCACCCAUCACAGCCUACUGUAUAUCUAUACACUACCUGGCAGAAGAGAAUUAAGUAAUUAACCAGCCUAACUUAUGGAGUGACCCCAGAGCAUUAAUUUAAGCUGAAUUUAAUGAACAUGAUAAAAAAAUAAGAUCAGCUGACUUGGAGAAUUAUAACUUAUUCCUCUCCAUACUUCUUUGUCUUCACUUUCCCUCAGAAAAGGAAGAAACAAAAUGCAGUAGAGGCAAUCAACUUUUUAUUCCUUCCAAAUCUUCAAAUACUGUCCACACUGAUGUGAAGUGCCAAAAUAUAUGUGCACACAAAAAUCUA
Homarus americanus (American lobster) is the source of this 5802-nucleotide messenger RNA. RefSeq lists its product as uncharacterized. Gene Ontology annotation, molecular function: chromatin insulator sequence binding. Lineage: Eukaryota; Metazoa; Arthropoda; Malacostraca; Decapoda; Nephropidae. The coding region runs from base 432 to 4817 and encodes 1461 amino acids. Gene Ontology annotation, cellular component: chromosome. Gene Ontology annotation, biological process: regulation of transcription by RNA polymerase II. The record is from RefSeq and is a predicted model, not a curated record. The transcript has 11 exons.